UGUCUUCUGGAAGACCAGUCAGCACUCAAAUGCUGGACCAUCUCUCCAGCGCCCCCGCCACACACUAUUUCUUUAUAAACAGCUAAUAGCAUUGAAAUUAAGGGUGUGUGUGUGUGUUGGGUGGUAUCGGACCCUGAGCCUGACGCAUGAUAGACAAGAGCUACAUACAGAGAUACUAAAUUUUCGAAGUGACAAACCUUUCUGCAGUCUAACGCCCGCAGUUGUUAGGGAAGGGCGGAAAUGUAGGUUUUAUGGAUUCCGGAAGUGUAUCAUUUCACGGUCCUCCUUAUGCCUUAUUUUUGAUUGGUUGGUUAGGGGGGCGUAACUGCAGCUUUCUAAUACAAAUGGCCGACGUGGGUGCCCGCUUGGAUGAUAGGGCGUUAGGGUCUUCGGAAGAGUGGCUACUUCAGUUCCUUGGUUACAAAGAGGCCGGAAGUGUGACUUUCUUUUACGCGUCUGCCAAACAGGACGUAUCAAGAGACCUAAGAGACUUGAGGACGGUGCCGUCAUCGUAGUGGAACCGUAGACCACUCCCAACACAGAUCUUAGGGUUCUGGGUAAAGAGCUGUGUGUUAAGAAUCGACUGAGGCCCUGCCGUAGGCUGGCUUAGUUUAUCCUGGAAAAGUUCUCCACGUUUUGGACGCCUAGGACUUUUUCCCCAGGGCCAUGGCGGACUCCAAGCUUCUGGUACCAGAGCUAAGCGACGCAGAGUCGAUGGGUGAUGAGACGGUGCGGUUUCAGGAGCUGCUACUGCAGGCCUCCAAAGAGCUCCAGCAAGCCCAGACAGACAGGCCAGAAUCUACACAGAUCCAGCCCCAGCCUGGGUUCUGCAUAAAGACCAACUCAUCGGAAGGAAAAGUUUUCAUCAACGUCUGCCACUCUCCCUCCAUCCCUCCCCCGGUGGACGUGACUGAGGACGAACUGCUUCAGAUGCUGCAGGAGGACCAAGCUGGCUUCCGAAUCCCCAUGAGCCUGGGAGAGCCACAUGCAGAGCUUGAUGCAAAAGGCCAGGGCUGUACUGCCUAUGAUGUCGCCGUCAAUAGCAACUUCUACCUGAGGAUGCAGAACAGCGAUUUCCUUCGAGAGUUAGUGGUCACCAUUGCCAGGGAGGGCCUUGAGGACAAGUAUGGUUUACAGCUAAAUCCAGAGUCAAAAUUGAAAUGGUCAGAGGGGAAGGUGGCCCAGCCUCUGCCCAGGGAAGCACCAUCCGAGGGAACCCUGUCUCUGCGAUCUCUCGUUCUGCAACCCUCAGAAUGGCGCAUGUUGAAGUACCGACCUUUCCUGGGCUCCAUCUCACAGCAGAAUAUCCGUUCCCGGCAGCGCCCUCGGAUCCAGGAGCUGGGGACCCUGCAGGGUCCAGAACGGCCCCACCUGAACCUUUGGUUGGAAGCCCCUGACCUCCUCUUGGCUGAAAUUGACCUCCCCAGGCUGGGUCGAUGCCACAGCCAUGCAUGCUAUGAUCUUGUGGAGGACAUAGCUUCCUGAUACAGCUAGGGGAUGUGGCUGACUGUACCUCAUCAUCAGGAUGGAGCUCAAGGACUGACGCUGGAAAUAGGAGAGAGUCACCUGG
Molecule: messenger RNA, 1570 nt
Organism: Cricetulus griseus (Chinese hamster)
Lineage: Eukaryota; Metazoa; Chordata; Mammalia; Rodentia; Cricetidae
Source: RefSeq, a predicted model, not a curated record